AUGAGAGCAAUUCAAUGUUGAUUGAUUUGUCUAUGGAUGAAUGUGUAAUGAGAGUGUUAUUCAGUUCUUUACCAAUCCCCAUGGAACCUUAACAAUGGAAUCACUUUUACUCUAAACCACAAAUACACAUAAACAAGAACAAGAAGAAGAACAACAACAAAGAACAAAACAAGAAUUUAUUAUCACGGAGAAGUCUGACUCUGCACAAACUAUCCCAUUUCUUGGAUUGUAUUACAAUAGUUUGAAAUCUUUCUCUUCUUUCUUGCUCUGAAAUUGAUUGAUGAGACACUACUCAGACAUCGUCGGACCAGAGCGGAAGAAUCGGGGAAUUCAGAUGGAGAACAAUCCUUCUUGUCCUCCUCCAAGAUUGAAUAUCAAUCUCAAAAAUCUUCCUCCAAUUAAUAACCCGCGCAAUGUAUCUGGGAGUCACUCCUCGAUUCCGGCUAAAUUUGAGAAAUCUAGGUAUAUUAGGCGCGUUCCUCAGUUUAUGCCGUCUGAUCACCGGCCGGAAAUAAGGUCGAAUGAUUACGCUGGCUUGCCGAUGAAACUAGCGUAUUCUGAUUCCGCUCGAGCUCUGAAUACGAAGACGUUUCCGGUGGCUCCGUCGGCGGAUUCUUUCGUUCGAAAGAAAGAUACUUGCAAGGAUUUAGCUUCGAGGUGUAGUUGUUGCAGACAUGACUCGACCAAAGAAGGUACUCCAGAAAAGAGAGCGGCAAAGUCCCUUCUAUUUGAGAUAUGCACUGCAAAUCACUGGCAGCCUCCUCUAUUUGAAUGCUGUGAAGAAGAAGGUCCAAGCCAUGCAAAAAAGUAUAGAUUCAAGGUUAGAAUUGAAAUGAAGGGAGAUUGUGAAGCAGUUGUGGAAUGCUAUGGAAACCUUCAAACAAGAAAGAAAGUGGCAGCAGAGCAUGCAGCAGAAGGAGCAUUAUGGUACUUAAACCAUUUGGGAUAUCGUUUUAAAAGAUAAUAAUUAGGAAUUGUAAAGAAACUUGAAUUGAGAAAUGGAUAAUGAGUAAAAUCAUCUUUCAGCCUAAACUCUUUUCAUUCAAUACAAAGCUUUUUCUCCA
This is a messenger RNA of Cucumis sativus (cucumber), 1064 nucleotides long. RefSeq lists its product as uncharacterized. The coding region runs from base 281 to 964 and encodes 227 amino acids. The transcript has 4 exons. The record is from RefSeq and is a predicted model, not a curated record. Lineage: Eukaryota; Viridiplantae; Streptophyta; Magnoliopsida; Cucurbitales; Cucurbitaceae.